AUGAGCUCCAGUUCGAAUCCACCGGAUUGUUCUCCGGAUAAGGAGGAAAGAAGCGAAAUGAGAAUUGAGAUUCAGUGUAUGGAGAAUAAGCAACCAACACCUGCUUCUUGCUCUUCUGCAUCCGAAGGCAGUGCCAAUUGCUUCCUUAAGUCACCUGAAAUCACAACUCCUGCCACAGCAUCCCCAACUCAAAGAAGGACUAGUGGCCCUAUGAGGCGAGCAAAAGGUGGUUGGACUCCACAGGAGGAUGAGACACUGCGACAAGCAGUGGACAAGUAUAAGGGCAAGAGGUGGAAGAAAGUAGCGGAAUUUUUCACAGAUAGAACAGAAGUCCAAUGCUUGCACCGGUGGCAGAAAGUUAUUAAUCCUGCGCUUCUUAAAGGACCUUGGACUCGAGAGGAAGAUGAUAAGAUUGUUGAACUUGUGGGAAAGUAUGGACCGGCCAAAUGGUCUGUUAUCGCAGGGUCUUUACCAGGUCGUAUCGGGAAGCAAUGUAGAGAAAGGUGGCACAACCAUCUAAAUCCUGAUAUUAGAAAAGAUGCUUGGACUAGAGAAGAAGAAUCAGCCCUCAUGGAUGCUCAUCGAAUUCACGGAAACAAAUGGGCUGAAAUUGCUAAAGUCUUGCCUGGAAGGACGGAUAACGCGAUUAAGAAUCACUGGAAUAGUUCGUUGAAGAAAAAGUUGGAGUUCUAUAUAGCUACAGGAAACUUGCCACCACCAGCAACCAAAUUCGGCGUUCCCAAUGAUUUUGCCGAUGGAGACGGAGAUUCCAAGCAGAAUAUUGCAACUAAGCGUUUAAAGGAAUCUGAUUCCGUAUCCGAAACUUCUUCAGCAAGUACGGAUACAGAUGAAGAUGGAAGAGAGCAUAUAAACUCAUCUCCAGCUGUGCUUGAAGAAGUAGCUGCUUCACGAAGAACCAGUGUUGAAGAGUAUGCUUGUUCUCCAGCUUCUGUUGAGUACAAGCCUCAGUUGCCUAACUUGGGACCAGUUUCAGAAAAAGCCGGAAUCAACUCAAAAGCUUCUGUCGAAAGAUCGAUCCAAAGGAAUGAAGAAAAUGGUUUUGGAACUCCGAAGCAUGGUAGUUUGUGCUAUAAGUCUCCACUGGACCUUUACUUUCCAGCAGAAUCGGAUCUGCAACGUAUGUACGGAUACGAAUGUGGCUGCAGUCCCAGUGCUGCAUCACCGGUUAGCUUGAUGACUCCACCGUGUAAUAAGGACAGUGGCUUAACUGCAACAAGAAGCCCUGAAUCUUUCCUGAGAGAAGCUGCUAGGACUUUUCCAAACACGCCUUCUAUCUAUAGGAAAAGGCGAAAGGUUGUUUCGGAGAAGAAAACAGAUGAUGAGGUUGAUAAUGGUGUGACUAAGGAAGCUGAUCAGAAAGAAAACAGUAAAGACAGUUCAGAGAUUUCUCCAGUUCGGAAAGAAGGUUUGUUGCUAAAGAUUGUUGAUGAUCGUGGAGACGCUGAGAAAUUCGGGUCAAAUGGGAACACUUUCAAUGUCUCUCCGCCGUAUCGCUUAAGAGCUAAAAGAACAGCUGUGUUCAAAUCAAGACAGCUUGAGUUUACAUCUGUGAAAGAGAAUAGUGAAACCGAAACAUCCGAGUUAGCAUAG
Messenger RNA from Thlaspi arvense, 1611 nucleotides. Lineage: Eukaryota; Viridiplantae; Streptophyta; Magnoliopsida; Brassicales; Brassicaceae. The record is from the annotation of a GenBank genome assembly.